Messenger RNA from Mixia osmundae IAM 14324, 750 nucleotides. RefSeq lists its product as uncharacterized. Bases 1 to 750 code for a protein of 249 amino acids. The transcript is spliced from 6 exons. NCBI's taxonomy places the organism in Eukaryota, Fungi, Basidiomycota, Mixiomycetes, Mixiales, Mixiaceae. The record is from RefSeq and is a predicted model, not a curated record.
AUGACCAUACGAGCCGUCAUCUUUGACAUCGGCGGGGUCGUCGUGGGCUCGCCAUUGGCCGGCAUUGCAAAGUACGAGCUCGAGCAUGGCCUGCCGGCACAUUAUCUCAAUACUGCCAUCACGGCUCGAGGCAAGGAGGGCAGCUUCCAACGCUUCGAGAGAGGCAAGCUAGAACUGGGUGCAUUCCUCGAAGAAUUUGGCAUCGAGAUGAGCGACGUCAGCUUCAACAAUGAAGCUUACUCGGCAUACUGUCGCAAGCUCGCCAAAGAUAUACCCAGCCUGCCGACAGAGCUUGAUGUCGAUGGACAGGACUUGUUCAUCGUGUACAUGCUGGGCGAAGCUUCAAAGAUGGACCCGAUCGUAGUCAACGCGAUCAGGCGACUCAGGCAGAGCAAAAAGUACAUUGUCGCCGCGCUAUCCAAUUCUUUUGAAGCGCCAAAAAGUACCAAUGCAUCUCAAGUCGGACCACCUCCGGAGCUUCGAGCCCUCUUUGAUGACUACGUCGACAGCUGGGUCGUCGGCAUGCGGAAACCGGAUCCAGAGAUCUACAAAUACACACUCGAACGACUCAAGAUACGGCCCGAUGAGGCGGUCUUCCUUGAUGACAUAGGCCUGAAUCUGAAGCCGGCUCAAGAUCUCGGGAUGAAGACCAUCCGAGUCUAUCUCGGGAAAUCGCGCGAGGCGAUCAAGGAGCUGGAAGCUGUGCUCAGCAUGGAUUUAUCUGCACCAGCACCAGAGAGCAGACUAUAG